Myxocyprinus asiaticus (Chinese sucker) is the source of this 981-nucleotide messenger RNA. Its product is annotated as odorant receptor 131-2-like. The transcript has 2 exons. The record is from RefSeq and is a predicted model, not a curated record. The coding region runs from base 31 to 981 and encodes 316 amino acids. Gene Ontology annotation, cellular component: membrane. Gene Ontology annotation, biological process: G protein-coupled receptor signaling pathway. NCBI's taxonomy places the organism in Eukaryota, Metazoa, Chordata, Actinopteri, Cypriniformes, Catostomidae. Gene Ontology annotation, molecular function: G protein-coupled receptor activity.
CAGAAGGGUGUCACAUUUCUGUCUGAGCUUAUGGCGGAGGACAAUGGCACAAAUGAGAGUCUGUCUUUUACUAAUCAGCAAUUCUUUAAGUAUGACUUUGAUGCUCCUACCAUUUCAAAAGCUGUAGUGGCUGUAGGAAUACCCCUGUUCUUCAUCUAUGUAAACUGUGUCAUGCUCUUUGCUCUAGGAAGCAAGUCCAUAUUCUAUGAGACGCCACGCUAUAUACUUUUUGGCCACAUGCUUAUGAAUGACUCUGUGCUGUUGCUGGUCACAAUCAUCCUGUAUAUCCUGACGGUGUCUGUCUUUAAAAUAACAAAAGCCGUCUGUACUCUUUUAGAGUUUGUCUCCAAUAGCACUUUCCAGAAUGCUCCUCUGACACUGGCAGUGAUGUCCCUGGAGCGGUAUGUGGCUAUCUGCUUUCCUUUAAGGCACUGCAACAUCGCCACACCAAAAAGGACUUACAUUGCUUUAGGAAUCAUCUGGUUCCUUAGCUCUCUAAGUGUCAUUAUAGACAUUAUUUCUACAUUCAUCAUCAACCCCAAUUAUUUAGCAGAGUUUUCAUAUUGCACAAUAGAAAAAACGUUUCCAGCUAAAUGGCAAACAGAUAAAACUCAAGGGUUUCAUGUUCUUUUAUUUGUGUCUGUAGCAAUAAUCAUUAUUUUCACUUACAUUAGCAUUAUGGUGACAGCCCGGUCUGUUUCAUCUGAGAAAGAUUCUGCUAGGAAAGCACACAGAACAGUGUUAUUGCAUUUGAUUCAGCUGGGCCUGUGUCUCACCUCUUUCCUCUAUACUACAAUAGAAAGAACACUGAAUCUCAGAUUAGCUAACCUCAGAAUUCUGAAUUAUCUCAUUGUUCUACUUCUGCCACGCUGUCUGAGCCCUCUGAUCUACGGUCUGAGAGAUGAUGCUUUGAGGCCCUUAUUCAAAUAUUACUUCAUCUAUCGUUCAGGCAAAAUAAGGCCGUCUGUUAAUGUGCAUUAA